Molecule: messenger RNA, 5040 nt
Organism: Sardina pilchardus (European sardine)
Lineage: Eukaryota; Metazoa; Chordata; Actinopteri; Clupeiformes; Clupeidae
Gene: boc
Product: BOC cell adhesion associated, oncogene regulated
Exons: 19
Coding region: 248-3403 (1051 amino acids)
Biological process (GO): cell-cell adhesion; axon guidance
Cellular component (GO): axon
Molecular function (GO): protein binding
Source: RefSeq, a predicted model, not a curated record
AAGGGAGAAUUGUUUGAGAGCUCAGUCAUCCAAAAACGGCUUUUCAAUGUGAGAACUUAGGGAGCCGAAGAAAAUGUCGGUGCCACUGCAGUAAAUUACUAAAGCAGUAACGCUUUAGAGGGAAAAGACAGACAGAAAAUCGCCUUUUGGAAUUUUACUUCACAUGAAAAGUUGGAGAACACUCAAGUCGUAGAAGUUGCGGGCUCAGCACUACAUAUUGCACGUUUUAGGGGGUAGUGUAUGGAAGAUGUCCGGACCAUUAGAUUGGAUUCCCUGGGCCAGAAAGCGUCGGGUCCAAGCGCUCUGUGCUCUGGGCGCAGUUCUCCUCUGCUGCCACCAGGGCGGCGCCGACAGCAACAGCAACGAUGACGUGCCAGUCUUCACCGAGGAGCCCCGGUCUGUGGUGCAGAAGCUGGGGGGCACGGUGACGCUGCGCUGCAGCGCCCUGCCACCCCACGCCAACAUCAGCUGGCGCCUCGACGGGCGCGUGCUCUUCGACGACGACUACGCCGAGCUCGGCGUGCUCGCCCAGCCCGGCUCGCUGGUCAUCGCGUCGCUCAGCAACCAGACGCUCGGGCGCUACCAGUGUGUGGCGAGCACGGCGAUAGGAGCGCGCGCCAGCGUGCCCGCCAACGUCACCGCAGCAAAGCUACGUGACUUUGAGCAUGAUGACCAGCAGGAGAUUGAGGUGGACGAGGGCAACACGGCGGUCAUCGAGUGCCACCUGCCCGAGAGUCAGCCCAAAGCCCAGGUGCGCUACAGCGUCAAGCAGGAGUGGCUGGAGGUCUCCAAAGGGAACUACCUGAUCAUGCCAUCGGGGAAUCUGCAGAUAGCCAAUGCUACACAGGACGAUGAGGGACCGUACAAGUGUGCAGCCUACAACCCAGUCACCCAAGAGGUGAAAACCUCCACCUCGGCUGAUCGACUGCGCAUUCGCCGCUCCACCUCUGAGAAGGCGCGCAUCAUCUACCCGCCCGGCCCCACGCGCUCCAUCAUGGUGACCAAAGGCCAGCGGCUGGUGCUGGAGUGCGUGGCCAGUGGCAUCCCCACGCCCCAGGUCACCUGGGCCAAGGACGGACAGGACCUGCGCCACCACAACAACACGCGCUUCCUCCUCAGCAACCUGCUCAUCGACACGACGACCGAGAGCGACUCGGGCACCUACGUGUGCCACGCCGACAACGGCGUCGGCGAGGACAGCGCCGUCACGGUCAAGUACGAGGUGCAGGUGUUCGAGCCCCCUCAGGUGCUGGUGGAGCUGCAGCAGCCGGAGGCGGUGUGGGGCGACACGGUGAAAUUCGUGUGCCAGGUGCAGGGCAAGCCCGCGCCCAGCGUGGUGUGGCUGCACAACGCCCGCCCGCUCGCGCCGUCGCCGCGCCACCGCCUGGGCCAGCGCGCCCUCCGCGUCAUCACCGUGGGGCCGCAGGACGACGGCGUCUACCAGUGCCUCGCCGAGAACGGCGUGGGCAGCUCGCAGGCCGCCGCACGACUCCUCACCCUGCCAACCGGUUCUCCCUCUCGAGGCUCCAAACUGCCCCAGCUGCCGCCCCUGAGUCCAGAUAAGGUCCUGCGCGAGCAGCUGCCCCCUGUGAGGCCCCCCAGGCCGCCGCCGGUGGACUGCUCGGAGCUCCGGGGUCUGGUGACGCCCGCCGAGGCGCCCAUCAUCCUCAGCCAGCCGCGCACCGCCAAGGCCGACUUCUACGAGCUCACCUGGAAGCCGCGCCGUGACGGUGGCUCGCCCGUGAUCGAGUACAUCGUCAAAUACAGAAAGGCGGGCGACUCCCUGGGAGAGUGGACCACCCGCAGUAUCUCUGGCUCCAUGCACAAGCUGACCCUGCCCAGGCUGCAGCCGGCCAGCCUCUACGAGGUGGAGAUGUCCGCCAAGAACUGCGCCGGCGUUGGGCAGCCCGCCAUGAUGACCUUUAGAACGGGAAAAGUACGUAAACUGAAAGAUGAUGAUGAACGGACUCCCCGUGUGCCUUCUACACGCCUCUCCCCUCCGGAAGCCCCGGACCGGCCCACCGUCUCCACGGCCACCGAGACGUCGGCGUACGUGACGUGGAUCCCCCGCGGCAACAGGGGCUUCCCCAUCCAGUCGUUCCGGGUGGAGUACAAGCGGCUGCGCAAGGGCGGCGACAACGAGUGGGACGUGGCGGUGGAGAACAUCCCGCCCCAGCGCCUCUCCGUGGAGGUCACCAACCUGGAGAAAGGAACCUCCUACAAGUUCCGUGUUCUAGCGGUGAAUGUUCUAGGGGCGAGCCCCCCUAGUUCUCCUUCCAAGCCUUACACCGUGGUGGGCAGUGGCAAGCCCUCCAACCCACGCCCAGUGGAUGGGCCCUACAUCACGUACAACGAGGCCAUCAAUGAGACCACCAUUAUCCUCAAGUGGACGUACGCGCCAGUGAACAACACGCCCAUUUAUGGCUUCUACAUCUACUACCGGCCCACCGACAGCGACAACGACAGUGACUACAAGAGAGAUGUGGUGGAGGGCGACCGCUACUGGCAUUCCAUCACGGACCUGCAGCCAGAGACGGCCUACGACAUCAAGAUGCAGUGCUACAACGAGGGGGGAGAGAGCGAGUUUGGGAACGUGGUCAUCCUGGAGACGAAAGCUCGUCCUCACCAGCAAAGUCCUCCUCCCGAGACGGCCUCCCACAGACCGGAACAUGCCGGUGGUCCGGUGCCGCGCCCUGGUGACCUGCCCUACCUGAUCGUGGGCGUGGUGCUGCUGGGAGCCCUGGGCAUCGUCAUCGUGGCCUUUAUCCCCUUCUUCCUCUGGAGGGCGCUAACCAAACAGAAGCAAGCCACAGACCUGUGCUUUCCGACGGUGACGCCUCCCGUGUCCUCGUGCCAGUACACCAUGGUGCCUCUACAGGGCAUGGCACUGAUGGGGCACUGCCCUCUGGACCCCCACUUGGCUCCCGCUCAUACAAUCUACCCCAACGGAGAAUACAUCCCCAACGGCAAAGUGCCCACCCACACCUUACCAGGAAUGCACCAGGAGGAGGGUGAUUGCGAGAUGGAAUGUGACACGCUGCUUCCCCAGUCGUUACCCAAUGGACAUGCACCUGUUUAUCACUAUGCCAACGGUGGCCCUGUUCACCAUGAGGAGGAGGAGGAGGAUGAAUGCUGUGUGCCUGACGACUCCACUCUGGAGCUCCUCCAGCCCCCUCGGCCCCUGAGCUCCCAGCAGUCCCUGGAGCUGCAGCAGAGCCCCAGCGAGGCCACCACCCUGGAGGACGAGAUCCUGGCAGACCUGACAAGCUGUACUCUAUCAAUUCCAGUGGAGGAGACCAACACUACAAUGCCUUUUGAAGAUGAAUUAUUGCCGGACAUGAACACCAGGCACAGUCUACAACAGCCAGACGAAAAAGGGACACGGAACACAGCGGAUGGCUAAAACACUGUUAACACAAAACAUAAAGAGAAAAGAGUAUUUAUUUUUAUAUAAGAGAUGUAUUUAUAUAUUUAUAUGUUUGUAAAUAGGACUGCGAUUUUAUGAUGUAUAGGUGGAUUGUGUUUAUAUCAUAUAUGUGUGUUAUCACUCUUGGUCAACAAAGCCACCAGGACAAAGGGACUGACGGUAAUCAUGCCUGAUAAGUAAUCAUAUCUGCCUUAAAAACAAGAUGAAAUGUGCAAGCAUUGUAGCAUCUUAUCAUAACUAUUCCUCCAUGUUACAUGCUAUGUUAUCUAUGCUACAUGGAGUGGCCAGUUUGUGUUCUCAUUUUAGAAGCAGUUUUACAAAAGCUAUUGGCUGGUUUUUUUUAUUGCUGAUCUUAAACAACAUUCCACAGUUUUCUCUUAUACUUUGGGUUGUUGCAACAGUGCAGUCUCUGUUUUACAAAAUGGUGGCUUGUGCUGUUGGUGUUCUAGAGAUAUUAUUUUAUUUCUUACACAAUAUAAACAAACACGGAACAAAGGCUCUCUGUUUUUAGUUGAUCGGCAGGCAUGCAUUAUCAAGCUGUACCCAGUCUAUAUACACUUAGAUCUAUUAUGCUGGAUGAAGAGUUGGAAUGGUCACCUCUGUAAAUUGUGGAAUGUACAUUUGAUAAGCAGCUAAGAAAGAGGUCAUUCUGAAAAAAAAAACCUUGUACUGUGGUUCACAAGAGCACGUCUCCGUAUCCCUCAUCUUAAAUGCCAGCCUGUGUUUGAAGUUGUGAUAUCUCACAAAGGUCAAUUGUCCAGUGAAUGUAAAUGUACUCAUUUCAGCGGUCAGGGCAUUUUUAUCUGUUAACUCAAGUGCACUGGAAGUCUUACUGAAAUAGCUUCAGUUGUAAGAGGGUUGCUUGUCAAUAAUCUUGGCGGUGAUCUCCUGCUCUAGCAGUGAUGUCGAAAUCAUUUCCAGCUGAGCAUCACAAAGCUCCUUCGAUACGAUCCUGUUUAAAAAAGACUCAACCACGGAGUUACAGAGGAACUCCAGUUAUGAAUGUUCCCUCUGUGCAGUUGCAUCACGGCUGGCAUCAUGCUUAAUGCUACUGUGUGUUCUGGAGCUGUGCAUAGACAUUAAUACAACAUAUUAUGUAUUUUCACCAUUAACAAUCUAUUAACAAAUGUAUGCAAUGUACAAGCAUUCUGCCUUUUAGUAGUGUAGAGUAUGAAAAAAGAGAAUAUAUUGUAGCUAUUUAUUUAUUUUUCUUUAGCUGCCUGAAAUAUCACUGAAUGGGAAUCUGUCUGGAAACAAAACUUACCUACCUUUGAAUAAGCUCAUCUUAGGGAUGGAGGUCAAGUUCACCGUUCUGCUGGACACCACCGCAUUGUUUCACUAGAGACUGAUUUGUUUUUCGGACAACACAACUUGCGCAUCAGUAUUAGUCUUCUCUAAAGGCAGUGCCCAGAUGGCUUCUGACUGUGGAAUGAAAGCCGUCCUAAUCCGGGGGCCGAUCCGUUCUAGGGUCCACACUCUUUAUCGGAAGGGCAACUAGGCUUCAUAUGAAGGAGAGCCUGAAAACUAUAACCCAUUUUUUUUGUAGUGAACCAGUUGUUACACAGGCACUAUUGAGCACUAUUGCAUGUAAAUAAAGCUGAAGAAAAAACUCA